UCUUCGUGGCGUGGGGACAGAUUUUCAAAUUCGAAUUACAUACUCUCCCUCCCGAACCACGGGACGCCGGGAUGGUCGCUUCUCCAGCGAGCGGGAGAGAGAGAGAGGGAGAGACAUAGGAGAGAGGGAUUUUCUGUGACGCCCUCGUCCUUUUUACCGCCUCUCUUCUUCCUCAUUCAGAGGAGUUAAGAGAGAACGAGGAAAACAGUGCGAGGGAGAGCACGAGAGACGAAGAGAGGGAGAUAGAGAAUGAAAAAGUGAGGAAGGGAGCACGAGAGAGCAGAAAGGAGGUCGGAAGAGAAGAGGAGAGAGAAGAACGUGAGGAAAAGAAGGACACAGCAGCAGUGGGUAAAAUCGUUUAAGAUUUUCAAUUUUCUCUUUUGAUCUUUAAUUUUUUUUUUUGAAUUAUUGGUUUGGACGAUUAGCUUGCCACUGGAAUUAUGGGAUUCGAGCUUUUAAUAAUUCAUAGCAUGAGUUUUAUGUUGUAGUGUCUUUUCUUGGUUUAGGGUUGCUUCAAGGGCACUUAUGUUGGGAAGAUUUUGGGGGUUUCCAUAAAUUUCGAUAUGAAUUUGAUUGGACAGGGAGAAAUUGAGUGAACUGAGUGUGGAGGAGUCAAUUUUCAGCAUGUUUUAGAAUGAUUUUAGAAGGGGCAUUUUCUUGGACUUACAAGAGAGCUGCGAUGCAUACGAUCCCCUCUUGCACCCUAGUUGAAGUUGAUAUUUGAACGCAAAUAGGAAACACUAUUUGAAUGUCACUUGCUUAGGCCUGGUUCUUGCAUUAUGUUGAUAUGAAAGAAGCUUUUAUGAUUAUGUAUGGGCUGAAUUUGGAGGGUUCAUAUGAUUGAGGAUUUGACUACAUUUCUAUAACUACAGGGAGAUGUUGACAUGUACGGGUGGAGUUUUUGGGUGCUUAUAACAAUUACAAUCUUAAUUGGUUAUCAAGGGAUGAAUUUAGGAAGUUAUGGCAGCAUAGUGGGUUUUGAAAAUGGUGGGAAUAUCGUGGGUGUUGUUGGUUUGGGUUAUGACCUAUUAUUAAUUUUUAUAAUUAAUCAUAUUACUGAACCAUAGCUAGGUGGGCUGGCAUGCGAAACUGCACCCGAGGACAUGCUGGAGAUCAUACUAAACAGAGCUUUCGAUUCUUGCUUUCUCCUCGCUUCCUAGGGUAGGUGGUGAGAUUUUCUCUCUUCACCCCACGGUUCGCCCUUUGCACUGUUUAUGAUUGUUCUGAGAGAAUCAUAAUCAUGGGAAGUCUGCUGAAUAUGCCUCCGAUUUCUCAACAAUGGCAUCCUGCCCUCCUUCAGAUUCUCCAGACGAAGCAGUCGCAGCUAGAAUUCCUAGCCAAAGAGAGGACACUCUUGGAGGAUCACAUCAAUCUGCAGCACCACCUUUGGUGCCAGGACCUCGCCUCCUUCCAGGAUGCGAUCGUGGAAAGUGAACGCACUCGUAAGAAAUUGAAUUUGAGUCUACUGCUCGAAGCCGCGAAGUCUGAUCUGAUCAUCGGGAUGAAGGAGAAAGAUGCUCUCCUAUACAAGCUGAAAUUAGAAUAUAUUGAAAGCGACUUGGAGGACAUGGAAAUGUUUAUACAACUACAGAGUAAAUACUCAAAUAAGAAGAAUAUACAGUCUGAAAACAAGCGCGUAGAAUGUGCAGUUAAAGAAGAUGGUCAACAUGAGUUAAGGAGGUUAAAGCAUGAAUAUGAAAAGCUUGCCUGUCAAAAGGAGACUGAAGUUUCUGCCUUGUUGUCUGAACGGGAUUUUGUGUGGAACCAGCUUAAAAGAAUGGAGGAUGAAUACAUCAUCCUGUUAAAGAGAAAAGGCGAACAGCUUGAAUCUGCACAUGUUAAUACAGGAAACCUUGAACAUGAGAAUAAGAAGCAGGACACAAUUAUUGCCAACUUAAAGAGUGAAAUCAUUGAGCGUAAUAAUGAGGUUGAAAGGUUGUCACUAAAACUGUCAGAGCUUUCUCGGAAUCUGGAGAUCCAGAGCAUUGAGAAGGAAAACUUGCAAUUGCUUUGUUUUGAAUUAGAACAUCAAGUAAAUAAACAAAAGAAUCAUUCACGGAAUGCUUGUGCUCCAAAUGAGGUGACUUCGCGCAACCUUAUUUACGAAUUAACAACGGCAAGCAAUAAUGCAGAGGAUGGUGAAGUGUCUACUAAGACUUGCUAUCAGCAAAAGGGGUUUCUUAAUAAGGUUAAGCCACUGAAUGAUCCUUCUUUGGGUGGUUCCAGAUCACCCUUAUUUGAGGGUGAAGAAAUUAAAGUUCCUAAGGGUAGCCGUAGUUUGAGCAAGAAGAGACGUAAAAGAGAGUCUACCAUGGGGAGACAAAGCUUGUUUUCUUCAGCUUUUAAGGUUCCAAGGUUGAGAGCUUCACAUUCGGUGGUGUAAAUAAGGAAAAUCUUUGUUUCCCUGAAUUGCCAAUGCAGCAAAGUUUGUACAAUUUGUCAAUGAAAUGUGACGUGUAAACGCCUUUUUUGGUCGUGUCAUACUGUUGAUAAAAAUUUUACAUUUUGAUCGUGUGUUUCGUUAACGGAGCGUGCUCGUACUGGCAUUCUGCAGAAUUGAUACUUGUACUUUUUGCCAUGUUUGGUUUGGACUACCAAACGAUUAGAAAAUGGGAAAAAUGAAAGCUGUUUUCUUA
Molecule: messenger RNA, 2636 nt
Organism: Nymphaea colorata (pocket water lily)
Lineage: Eukaryota; Viridiplantae; Streptophyta; Magnoliopsida; Nymphaeales; Nymphaeaceae
Exons: 8
Coding region: 1241-2383 (380 amino acids)
Source: RefSeq, a predicted model, not a curated record